CUUAAAUUCCUCCUCCUAUUACUACCACUACUAUUAAAAAUAAUAAUAAUAUAGGCUAGCAGUGUACAAAUCCCAUCACGAAAGGUAGAAACUAUUUUAGGAAUAGAUUGCAGCGGGUAUUUGGUCGAAUGCUUUUAUACAUUUUAAUAUAGCGUUAUUGAGCACAAAUAAAAUUCCCCGCUUGGUUUCUCUAGUCUUCUCAGUCAUGAAACUGAUUGAUAACAGAUAGCAUAGCCUGUCAAGCCCCUUUCCAUUUUGUGUACACUAGGUGGCGGUAAACACCAAAAGAGACGUAAUCUGCCAAUAAAUUUAAUUAAGAGGAAGAAAAAGGAAGACGUGACGUUCGGCUGCCGUGAAGUGCGGAGGCAGAAGCGGAAGUAUACGUCACUUCCGCGAAGAGUCGUCGAUACUGCUCCGAAGAAAAGCAGCGUGACCUACGAAGUGCACUUGAUGGAAGAAGUCUUCAAACUUGAUUCGAAAUGGCGUUCCAAGAUCACGCGUAUACGAGUACCACAUAUGAUACAGUUAACCCCGUGGAGCCGAUUUAUAAUUGGAGCCUGAAAGAAGCGGAAGAGCUUGUGAAGCUAAGGAUGUCAAAUAAUUAUCUCUUUUCUGGGAAAAGAAAUACUUCCGCGUGGGCAUGGAUGGCCAUCCUCAGACAUAUGGGCUUGCAAUACAAACUGAACCACCGUCAAGCCAAAAAAAAAUGGCAAAACCUAAGGCAGCGAUACAAGGAGCUCAAGGACAAAAGUCAUUGUUAUAUGUGGCCUCUCUUCACUUUGAUGGAUGAUGCCAUGGAAGGUAGACUGGAAGGCAGUGCCCCCGUUUUGGGAAUCUGCGCUGAAGAUAAAUUGUGUAUUUCUCCCAGAGGCAAGAAGAGAAAGAGAACCCCAGUGAGCAUCUCACCGGCUCAAGUAACGAACAUUGUCCCGGAAAUUGAGGUGACAUUGAAUGGAGAUAGUGGAACAGGAGAGGAGGAGGAUGGUGCUGAUGAGGAUGGGAUGGAAGACAGCCAGGAGUUCAUGUCACAAGACGAGGCAACAGAGAGGGAAAAGCGAUUCAUGGAGCUAGAGCGCAUGGCUCUGCAACGAGACAGGGCAUUGCUGGAGCGGGAGAUUGCCAUUGUGGACCGGGACCGAGCCCUGAUGGAGCGUGAGAGGCUGCUGAUAGAGCGGGAGAAAGAGAUGGUGGCCAAGGACCGAGAUGCCAUCAAUAGGGAAAGGCAGGCGCUGGAGAGACAGAAAGCCGUGUCGGAACCCCCCACCUCCCGGAAGACCACCAGAGACAAUGACUCAAUCGACAGGACGGAACGCUUUCUGGAUUUAUUCGAAAAACUAAUUGAUAGUUUUUGAUUGGGACUAAACCUUGGUCCUUUUGGCCCCAAAAUGACAUCUUUUUAAAAUCAAAAGCAGGGACUUUUUUUUUAAACAGUCAUGAAUAAUAACAUUAAAAACAAGCUUUUUGUUUUGGAAGAGGUCUGCAAAAGAACUUUAUUUACUCAUGUGGUUAUACGAUACAGAGCACACAGGAGCAAGCAGUUAGCAUUGUUAUUUGCCACAACGCUCCUUCCAGUUCAUGAACAAUAGUCUUUGGAAUAAGCUAUUGUGCACAAAAAUCUAAACUGAAUUUUAAAUUUUUAUAUUCGGGAAUGAGAAUUUUCGGACCAAAAUGACCAUGGACCUCUUGGAGAUCUCAAGGUCGUGCGGUGCAUUAUGGGUCAUGUGCUUUGCCUUCGUGCCUGUCAAUUUGAAUGCCAUAGCACUUACUUUGGAAUGAAUCGCACCUCGGCCGUAAUUUCAUGAGUGAAAUGAGUUUUAAACGACAAGGUUUA
This is a messenger RNA of Hippocampus comes (tiger tail seahorse), 1831 nucleotides long. RefSeq lists its product as uncharacterized. Lineage: Eukaryota; Metazoa; Chordata; Actinopteri; Syngnathiformes; Syngnathidae. The transcript has 3 exons. The record is from RefSeq and is a predicted model, not a curated record. Bases 480 to 1352 code for a protein of 290 amino acids.